Theobroma cacao (cacao) is the source of this 2324-nucleotide messenger RNA. Lineage: Eukaryota; Viridiplantae; Streptophyta; Magnoliopsida; Malvales; Malvaceae. The record is from RefSeq and is a predicted model, not a curated record.
UCCUCUUCUGGUCCUUGCAAUGGCUGAUGCAAAGUACCCUUCAUCAACUAAAACAGAAACAAAGAGAACAACAUUUUCACUUUUCGCCACAAGGAAAACAGUGGCUUUUGCUUUUACUUUCACUUCUGUAUUUGUUGUUGGUUUCACCACUUUGUUACUCCUCAACCCUUCUUCUUACUCCUCUCCUUGGCUCAAAACUUUCCUCCAAACUUCCUCUUACAGAUCCCACUUUACCUCUCUUUUCUCUCACUUUCUUCCCAACUCUUCCCAAUCCAAUUACUACCCCCUUCCUGCUUCUCAACUCCGAGACAACCCUAUUCAGAUUUCGCAGGAAAAUGAAAGAUUUCAUGGAAAAAAAGAUUGGUCUUUAUCAAGUGAAAAUAACAGUGGAGGCCCGUUUCAGAUUUCUCCCGAAAGCGAGGAUUUUGGUGGAAACGAUGAAUCUUUUUCCAGUGAAGUCAACAGUGGAGGGUCAAAGAUUCCUUUCGAGGGUAAUGCUUUUAACACUCAUACUGUUACUUUCUCCCAAGAACCCAAUCACACGUCACAAAGUUUCAAUGCUAAUGCAACCAACAGUCCUGGCAGUUCUUCUCAGACUUUGGAUAUUAUAGAAAGCGGAAAAGAAUUAAAGGAAGGGAUUUUAGAGAAGGGGAGGGUGUCUAGCAAUGUGACACUGGAUGGAAGCAAUGAUGAAUUUCUUGAGAAGUUGAGAAAGGGGAAUUUUGUGGAUAUAAUGAGUCAUUGUAGAAUAUUUGAUGGUAAAUGGGUGAGAGAUGAUUCUUACCCUCUUUAUGCCCCAGGUUCUUGUCCUCAUAUUGAUGAGUCUUUCAAUUGCUUUGUUAAUGGUAGGUCUGAUAGGGGGUAUGAGAAAUACAGAUGGCAACCCAGCGGAUGCAACAUGCCAAGGUUGAAUGCCAAGCAUAUGCUGGAAUUAUUGAGAGGGAAGCGUGUAGUUUUUGUUGGUGACUCACUUGGUAGAAAUAUGUGGGAAUCUCUGGUUUGUGUCCUUCAAAAUUCAGCUGAGGAGAAAAGCAAUGUUUUUGAAGACUCUGAUAGGCAUGAAUUGCAAACAGAGGGUUCUUACUCCAUUUUAUUCAAUGAUUAUAAUUGCUCUAUCGAGUACUUCCGAUCGCCAUUUCUAGUUCAAGAAUGGAAAUCACUUGAGAAAAAUGGAUCAAACAGGGAAACACUCCGACUUGAUAUGAUGGAUAAAUUAUCUUAUAAGUACAAAAAGGCAGAUGUUCUCAUCUUCAACACAGGACAUUGGUGGACUCAUGAAAAAACUUCCAAAGGGAAGGGUUACUAUCAAGAGGGUACCACUAUCUAUGACCGAUUAAAUGUUAAAGAGGCAUUUCGAAAAGCUUUGAGUACAUGGGCAAGAUGGAUAGAUACCAAUAUAGAUCCUAUGAAGACCCUUGUUUUCUUUAGGGGCUUUUCUGCAUCACACUUCAGGGGUGGAAGAUGGAAUUCUGGUGGUCAAUGUGAUGGUGAAACAGAACCUAUUACAAAUGAGAAGUACUUGAAGAAAUAUCCAUCAAAAAUGCGAAUUUUUGAGUCAGUGAUAAAGGGUAUGAAUAAACCAGUAUUGUAUCUUAAUGUUUCGAGAAUGACUGGUUUCCGGAAGGAUGCACAUCCAUCAAUAUACAGGAAGCAGAACUUAACGGAGGAGGAGAGAAGUUCGCCAACAAGAAUCCAGGAUUGUAGCCACUGGUGUCUCCCUGGUGUUCCGGAUACUUGGAAUGAACUGGUAUAUGCUCAACUCUUUGUCAAACAUAAUCAACAUCAGGAACAACUUCUGCAUCAAGAACUACAACAGAGAAGGGCAUAGGAACAUGGAAUCUUCUAAUCUGACAGAAAAGUUAUUUCGAAUCCAAUUCCCUAACGCAUUUACACUCUAGGAAAUUAGGCUAGCCAGAGUAGCGAGUAGCUCCUUGCUGGUAUAAGAAUGUUAAUGCAAACUCAGCAGUGAAGGAGCAAUAUACAUCAACUCAUGGCCGGAGCCGCAAUUGCUUCUUGAAAAUGGAUAAAAACUGUCAUGCACCAAGACCAACAGAACAAUUGAAAGUGCAAGGAAGGAAUUCCCCUCAUGAAGAAUCCAGGACAAGAAGAUUUCUUACAGGAUGUCUCUAUGCCUUGUGCUGCUGCUGGUUGUGGGAUGCUUGCUUUGAUCUAUAGAAUAAUUAAGGAGAAUUCACGUAACUUUCGAUUGUAAUAUUUGUUUAAGAAAAUAGCAAAUCACUUUGUAUUUGUAUCCAAAAGAAUGUAACACAAAAUAAUAUUUGUAUUUUCUCUUUUAAUAUACAAAAAGGCUUGUUUCUGUUGAG